Molecule: messenger RNA, 680 nt
Organism: Ceraceosorus bombacis
Lineage: Eukaryota; Fungi; Basidiomycota; Exobasidiomycetes; Ceraceosorales; Ceraceosoraceae
Source: the annotation of a GenBank genome assembly
AUGCGAUACUGUGAGUGAUCUGUCUUCCGCCCAUCGACCAGAGGAGCGCUCAAACUGCGUAAUGCCCGCUGCCCGUAGAUUUCUACCAUGCUUUGACCUGGCCUCAGCUGUCGUACGUCGCUCAAGAUCCAAAAGGCAGGAUAGUAGGCUACAUUCUGGGCAAGAUGUGAGCGGGCUCUUCGGCUCGUACUUCGAGUUGCUUCGUAUAGCGCUGACCUAUGUUUGAUGCGCAUACACUCGCUUGUUCACAGGGAGGAGGAGCCAGCAGAUGGUGUACCGCAUGGGCAUGUGACGAGCAUCAGCGUCCUCCGCUCGUAUAGGAGAUUAGGAUUGGCCAAGAAGCUCAUGACACAGAGCCGUGAGUAGCGUGCACGAUGUCGUUGUGCUCACGUGCUAGAGUGCUGAGCGCAUCACUGUUUCUCAUCUGGACAGAGGAAGCAAUGCGAGACGUUUUCGGGGCAAAAUACGUCUCACUACACGUCAGAGAAACAAAUAGGGCGGCGAUUGGCCUAUACAGGGACACGCUGGGCUUCGAGGUUCAUGAGGUCGAAAAGGGCUACUGUGAGUACGAUGGGAGUGAAACGACACGAUUGCACUUUUUCAGGUUGCUCAAAGUGCGCUCCUCCACAAUCACAGAUGCUGAUGGGGAGGACGCGUACGCCAUGAGAUUGAACUUUUAA